ACUGAAGCCGAUCUCUUCUCAUCUAUCUCUAUGAGUCAGUCAGUAGUCACAGACGCAGAAGAGAAGGAAUACAGUACACAAAAGGAAGCAACGACAAGAAAGAAAGGGCUGAGAAAAUCAUGAGCAUCGGACUUGGAGUUGGAUCGUCUGCAUGUUUUCACUCGAGGGCUUCAUUUCAUCACCACCACCACCACCGGUCUAGGCUCUCCGCCGUUGCCCUUCGGCGGCGCGCCGGGAUUCCAGUACUUGAGCCUGCUUUUCUUCGUGUGAAGCGAGGUGGUUGUUGGGCUACAGACCUCACCGCCUCCUCAUCCUCGUUUUUCAGGGCCCCGCGCGCGCUGUUCCAUUUCCAUGUCGACCAUGGCGCACUUUUGCAGGACGCCGGUGCCACCAUGCUCGUUACUGCCGGCGCUUAUGCUCUCGUUCUCGCUUUCGAUAAGCUUACCAUGCUUAAUGUAGUCGAACAGACAUUUAGCAGAAAAUUGGUCCAUAUAUUGUCAGGAUUGCUUUACAUGUUUUCCUGGCCAAUUUUCAGCACUUCAAUAACGGCUCGGUUCUUUGCUGCUUUGGUUCCUUUUCUGAAUUGCGUAAGGCUUGUUGUUUAUGGCCUAUCACUAGCCAAUGAUGAAGGUCUUGUGAAGUCUGUAACACGUGAGGGAAACCCAGAGGAAUUGCUUAGAGGUCCUCUAUAUUAUGUUCUGAUAUUGAUUUUAUGUGCUGUGAUCUUCUGGCGUGAAUCUCCGAUUGGGGUGAUCUCAUUGGCUAUGAUGGCUGGAGGAGAUGGAUUUGCUGAUAUCAUGGGGAGGAGGUUUGGGUCUCUAAAGCUUCCUUAUAACCAACAUAAGAGUUGGAUUGGAAGCAUAUCUAUGUUUCUCUCUGGUUUCUUAAUCUCUAUGGGGAUGCUGUACUACUUUUCUGCUUUGGGUUACUUUCAGUUGGAUUGGGUGUGGACAGUGGAAAAGGUGGCAUUAGUUUCCUUGGUAGCAACAGUUGUGGAGUCCUUCCCAAAUAAAGAGGGCAUAGAUGACAACAUAUCUGUUCCUAUAACAAGCAUGUUAAUGUCAUUACUGUUUUUUCAGUUACCACCCUCCUCACAUUGAUCCACAGACUGUUUGUUUAAUUCUUUUUGAGUUGGUUGAUGUGGAAAGUUGCAUCCUUAGAUGGCCUUUGGUGAUUAUUCCCAGAGUUCCUUUGUUAUUGUAGUAAUUGAAAGCUAAUCCUUUCAUCCUCUGAGAUGAUAAUCUGA
Molecule: messenger RNA, 1246 nt
Organism: Nelumbo nucifera (sacred lotus)
Lineage: Eukaryota; Viridiplantae; Streptophyta; Magnoliopsida; Proteales; Nelumbonaceae
Gene: VTE5
Product: phytol kinase 1 VTE5
Biological process (GO): vitamin E biosynthetic process
Cellular component (GO): chloroplast
Molecular function (GO): phytol kinase activity
Source: RefSeq, a predicted model, not a curated record